Phlebotomus argentipes is the source of this 1588-nucleotide messenger RNA. RefSeq lists its product as uncharacterized. Gene Ontology annotation, molecular function: protein binding. The record is from RefSeq and is a predicted model, not a curated record. Gene Ontology annotation, biological process: SCF-dependent proteasomal ubiquitin-dependent protein catabolic process. NCBI's taxonomy places the organism in Eukaryota, Metazoa, Arthropoda, Insecta, Diptera, Psychodidae. Bases 126 to 1487 code for a protein of 453 amino acids. The transcript has 2 exons. Gene Ontology annotation, cellular component: SCF ubiquitin ligase complex.
ACCUCUUCGGUCAAUCUUUUCGGCACAGUGACAGCGGUGACAGUCGGAAAGAAGGCGUGCAUCGUGGAUUGUGAAGACAACAAGAUAUAUUGCUCAGCUUCUAUAAUUCGCCUAAAAAAGAAAACAUGGAUGCCUUGCAGUGCAACAAGAAGAUGCGUCUUGAAGAUCAUGCUGUGGAAAGUGACGAGGAACAGAAUGAUGAGAAGAGACUGUCAAUCCUAGAGCUCAAUGACGAUUGUCUCUUGAUAAUCUUCUCUUACCUGAACAUCUGGCAGUUGAUGACAGCGGAGGACGCUUGCGAAAGGUUCAAGUUCGUGGCUGAGAUUGCUUACAGAACUCGACGCAUGCUUCAACUUCGCUGUCACACAUCUUUCCAGCAUCCUCAUGAUCACGAGAAGGUCAUACUAGCGGAUGUGCAAGAUAUUGUGAAGAGAUUGAAUCCGAGAAUGCAUUCCUUAACGGUGUAUGGAUGUAAAUUCGCCAGCCCAAUUGAAACUCUCCUGAGUAUAUUGGGUAAGUGCAGCAAUUUGAGGAAACUGUACCUCGUGAGAUUCUCUCUCAGAAAGGCUGACUGCCUUGACAACUUAUUCCGGGCUUUUGGGAAUGUCAAAGUGGCCGAUUUUAAGGAUUGCGGUCUGACUGAUAAUAUUCUUGAGGUGUGUUUGCGCCAAGCGACGCAAUUAGAAUCACUCAGAGUGUCUCUUAAUGCUAGUAUCCAAGGAUAUUGGCUGACUGAAUUGAAAAACAUUAAGUCGAUUGAUCUGAGUCACUGCAGAAUAAUUACAGAGUGCUUCCUUAUACAAUUUCUCCAAAACAAUGAGGGACUGAAGAGCCUCAGCAUAAAUGGCAGUAAUUUUGCGAGUUCCGCACGAUAUUACCGGUAUCAUCAAGCGAUUUCAAGAUAUAGUACGAGCUUGGAGACGCUCAAGAUCACCAUCUGGGCGAACACUGAAAAGGAUGCUUUCACGUUAAUCGCAAGCUUGCCUCGUUUGAAGCAUCUGAUGAUAGAUAUCCGGGCUGACUUCGAUGUUGAUUUAUUGAUGGAGAAACUGGGAAAACGGAAUGUGCUUGAGUCGCUCCAUAUACACUGUUUCAGAGAUAUCGGACCAGUUCCGGAUGUUCAGAAUCUCCUUUCCUUCAGCAAGUUGAAGUCGUUGCAAUUCCGAUGCUUCAGCUAUCCUCGAUAUUGUGAUCUGGUUCAGUUGGGAGCCAUAAAAACCCUCGAAGAGUUGAGCCUUGAGUAUUGCAUAGCCGUUACGAAUGAAGGCCUCGUAGAACUCAUCAACAAUUGCCAAACACUGAAGCUUCUCAACAUCAUCGGAUGCUCUAGAAUCACGAAUGAUUUCAUCCCCGGAAUCUUGCCAAGUAUGCACAACAGGACAACAUUUCUACAAAUUGUCGUGGUCAAUAAUCAAUCGAUAUAUAAUUUCAAUAAUCCAAAGUUCCCAAAACUCAAGGUAACUUGCAAAUACAAACGGUAUUGGUGAUAAUGAAGAGUAAAAGAACUUUAAAAAAAAUUGUGUGAGAAAGACUGAAUUGUAGGAAUCUCCAAAAUAAAUGAAAAUAAACGAAAUUUAAUUUUAUACUA